UAAAUGUCGAACCGAAUCUGACCCAGAGUACAAGGGUACUCAUGUUCUACGAUGAGCAACCAGAACAAAAUAAUGAAAUUCAGAAGGCAGGAAAGUCAGAUAAGUGGAAGAAAGCACUGUUUGCCUUCUGUUUCCUUACAAUAACAACCCAGUACUUCUUUUUCACCAUGCCUCUAGCGUUUUUGGUCAAUGAACUUAUUGAGGUUUGGAAACACAACAAGAUAACGUCCGGGAGCAUUGUUGGCGCAUUCUCCUUCUCCCUAGCCGGUGCUGCAUUGCUCUCCAAUAGAUUCACCAGAUGUAUCCAGCCUAGGCAGACCUUACUUCUCACAGUUAUUGUGUUAACACUAUCUGCUCCCAUAUUUUUCGUCAAGUUUGACAAAACAGCCUUUGUCAUUGUUCUGUUCAUCACAAGAAUGAUACAGGGUUUUGUCAUUGGGUUAUGUGAGCCUCAGCUUAUGUCAGUUAUGACAUCAUUGUAUCCAGAGAGGCUAGGAUUCGUGACCGGAUCUUUUGAGCUUGCAGCUAGCAUAUCAUCUACAGUGGGCCCUCUUUUGGGUGGCUUUAUCUAUCAAAAUCAUGGUUUUGCAGUCGCCUCCACAAUUCCAUGUGUAUUCAACCUAUUUGCUAGCAUUGGAGGACUGAUACUCUUGAGUCCUAGUGUGAUGUAUGAUCAACCAGACUCCGAUUCAGAAGACAGUCAACCUACCAGAACAGAUCAAGAACGAACAACAAUUGCAUCACUGUUCAUCCUGCCAGUUGUUCUUCUAGGGAUGUUCUCAGAGACUCUAGUAUCCAUGAUUGUGAACACAAUAGAGUCCUUCUACCCUAACUUUUACAGCGUGAUUUUUAACAAACAAGAAGGUUAUGUUGGUGCUGUUCUUGCCAUAGCAGGACUAAUGUAUUGCAUAGCAACUGUAACAGCAGGAAUGUUAGUAGACAAAGAAGUUCCGAGGAAGACAAUGAUAUUCAGUGGCAUGGCUAUGAUGAUAUGUGGCUGUUUAGCGAUUGACCAGGAGUUUAUAAAAAGCAGUGCAGUUUGGGCAGCAAUUAUGCUAUCAGUUAUUGACUUCGGCAGUGGCUUGACUCAGAUCAGUAUUCUACCUUGCUUGAUAGUUCAGUAUCAGUACAUUACGCAUGUUUCAAGGGAAACUAGUUCCUGUCAAAUGAGUGGACUCUUUCGAGCGGCUUACUUCACAGGGGCAUUCUUUGGGCCCGUUAUUGGAGGAUUUAUGUUGGAAUUCAUGAGCUACCAAAAUGCCUACAUUGUUCUCGCUGGUGUACUUCUAGCAAAUUUAGCAAUUUUGGCUGCAGUUGAAUUAAUAUUCCCACAUACAAUAGAAAUUCCAUCAGACAGACAGGGAUCUUAUGAAAAUUUAGAUUCAGUCAAUUCAGAUUAGCUAAGGGAACGUUCUCAUGUUUUGUAUUUUUGUUUGUGCCAUUUUCAGACCCCCUCCAUAACUACACACAGGCAUAGCUACAGUGUGGAAAAGACACUAGCAUUUCUAAAUCCCACAACUCUACCUCCCACUGGUCCAUAUGCAGCUAAAAAACAUGUGAACAAUCCCUUACCCAUUAAUUUAUUUGCUGACAUGUGUUAUGUUACAAUGUUUUAAAUUGAUUCUACAAUUUUCUGUUAAUUCACCCGUCUAAAUUUAAAGGUUGUCAGAAAUGAGGCAUAAUGCAAUGUUAAGAGAUUGAAUGUAAAGAGAUUGAACCCUGAAACCAAAUCGUAAGUGAUUCUGAGUAGACAACCACUUCAAUAUUUUAAGGUUGCACUGCUGUGAUCAUCCAUGCUGGACGCAGUGCAGUGGCAUAACGUUGCCUGUAGGAGUAGAGCAAAGUGAAGUAAAGUAAAAAGUAUGACACCACAUUAUCACGCAUCUGUAGCUGUGCAAAGGAUCAUCACACUAUAUGAAAAAAUAUAUUAAUACUUUUCAGUGGAACGGAAAUGUAUAAAUUAGAGAAUCCAUUAAGAACGAUGCUGCAUGUAGUCAGCUACUGCAGGA
Bolinopsis microptera is the source of this 2009-nucleotide messenger RNA. Its product is annotated as MFS-type transporter SLC18B1-like. The record is from RefSeq and is a predicted model, not a curated record. Gene Ontology annotation, biological process: transmembrane transport. The transcript has 7 exons. Lineage: Eukaryota; Metazoa; Ctenophora; Tentaculata; Lobata; Bolinopsidae. The coding region runs from base 42 to 1400 and encodes 452 amino acids. Gene Ontology annotation, molecular function: transmembrane transporter activity.